AUGAUCGCUUUUAUCGAAUUCUGUCCAUUGGGUAAUGGGUACUUCUACGACGGCGCUGCGAUUGCAAUCUACGCAGGAAUCUCGGAGGGAAUAAGAUAUCUGAACGGAAGCGACACCAGUCCUCAUUCACCGCCUUCCGUUGGCCUUGGUAUUUCUCCUCCCGGUCGAUCUACGUCCCCUGGUUUUGACUCAAGCGCCGAGAAACCUGUGAAUCGAAAACGAACAAACACGGCUUCCAGUGGUGGUGGCGAGAAAAAGACACGGCAAAUAAGUUAUAAUUUCAAUGUGAUCACUUGUGAAUCAUGUAAAGCGUUUUUUCGUCGAAAUGCCAACAAGGAAAGAGAAAUUCGUUGUCCAUUCAAUGAGCAGUGUGAGAUUAACGUCGUUUCGCGACGUUUCUGUCAACGUUGUCGCUUAGCCAAGUGUUUCGAUGUUGGUAUGAAGAAGGAAUGGAUUAUGUCGGAUGAGGCUCGAUUAGAGAAAAAGCAACGUGUUGAAGAAAAUCGCGAACGUCGCAUGGCGGAUGCGAUGGCACGAGCAGAGACCGUCGACGACGAUGACACUCAAAAUGAUUUAGACGUGGCCGAGCGAAUGCGUCAGCGUUCUUCGCAAACGCAAGAACUCAGCCAACAAUAUGACGCUACUAAAAGUGAACCAAGGCUAGAAGAAACGCAACCUCUCGUCAGACCAUCCGAUGAGCUCUACAGUCUUAACCCACCUCCAGACCACCCAAAUGUCCCUAUUGUGGUGCCACCUUUGUUGGAAGCUGGCUCAACCGCAGCUGACGUCAGCUCAACAACGACGGCUGCUCCGACAAUGGAUGUUGAUCCAGCUACUACGAUGAGCAGCAGCGGUUUCAUACCUCCGGCUGUGACAAAGGAUCUGUUAGCUGCAGGAAAUAACAGCAGUAAUACAGAGACGUCCAGAGAGGAAGCGAAACUGGAAAGCACCGAAGAUUUUCACAUGAAUGGACUCUUGCCGUCAGAGGAGUCGAGCGUUCAGUGGCUUAACGCAUGUGCUCCCACAGUGGAUCCUAGUGUUGUAGUGGACGAAAGACCUAGUGGUCGAAGAGACUCGUUUUAUAUGAACUCAGGAAUGGUAGACACAAGAAUCAACUCAGUCCCUGCACCAACUAAUCUGAAUGGAUUGUCACCGUCAGACCACGUCACCAUUAAUGAAGUACUUACGGCGAAUCAUGCGUACAAGAAUUGCUCGGACUCAUGUGAUCAGUAUCGCCAUGAUGACCGGGGAUUUCAGCAAAUAAACUUUAGUGAUGGAUGUGUGCGACGUUUUGUUCGAAUGUUAAAACGAUUGCCGUGCUUCAACCUCUUCUCAACUUAUGACCGAUGCAUUUUGAUAAGAAGUAAGUUUUUGUUCCCAGUUGAGAAAGGUACGAUUACCUGA
Messenger RNA from Cooperia oncophora, 1404 nucleotides. The record is from the annotation of a GenBank genome assembly. Lineage: Eukaryota; Metazoa; Nematoda; Chromadorea; Rhabditida; Trichostrongylidae.